Lytechinus variegatus (green sea urchin) is the source of this 2456-nucleotide messenger RNA. Its product is annotated as calmodulin-binding transcription activator 2-like. NCBI's taxonomy places the organism in Eukaryota, Metazoa, Echinodermata, Echinoidea, Temnopleuroida, Toxopneustidae. Gene Ontology annotation, cellular component: nucleus. The coding region runs from base 310 to 2424 and encodes 704 amino acids. The transcript is spliced from 14 exons. Gene Ontology annotation, molecular function: protein binding; double-stranded DNA binding; transcription coregulator activity. Gene Ontology annotation, biological process: regulation of transcription by RNA polymerase II. The record is from RefSeq and is a predicted model, not a curated record.
AUCACCGACUUCUCACCAGAUUGGUCGUACACUGAGGGUGGAGUGAAGGUCUUAGUGACAGGGCCCUGGCAGUCCACUCAGGAUGUUUAUAGCUGUAUCUUUGACCAGACCAGUGUAGCAGCUGCACUUGUACAGACUGGUGUCCUACGCUGCUAUAGUCCAGCCCAUGAAGCAGGGAAAUGUGCGCUUCAUGUAACCUGUAACGGACUGCUAAUCUCCAAGCCCCUCACGUUUGAAUACAGAGCACGUAGCAACCAGUCGGUCGCGUCGUCACAUGACUGGCUUUCUCUAGAUGAGAAUCGAUUCAAGAUGGCUAUUCUGGAGCGCCUAGAGCAGAUGGAACAAAGGCUUAGUAACACAGGCAACCAAGGAAGAAGCCAGCCUCCUGGAGGUACGUCUCAAUCCAGUUCCUUUGAGGACAGGGUGGUCAGUAUCUGUCAGGACCUGAUGAGACAAAGACCACCAACCAGCGUUCCUCAGAUCCAGACCGUCAGUAGACCAGACCAUGGUAUGACGCUCCUGCACCUAGCAGCAGCACUCGGAUUCAGUCGGCUCAUAUCUACCUUGUUCUUGUGGAGGAGAGAUCAUAACAGUAUAGUUGCAGAGCUGGAGCUAGACCCAAUGAACAUGGACAAUGCAUCCUGCACUCCAUUGAUGUGGGCAUGUGCUCUAGGUCACAUGGAGUCUGCCCUUCUCCUGUACCGCUGGCGACCCCACUGCUUGAAGAUGAGUGACUCCCUCGGUCGCCUUCCCCUGGAUGUCGCAAAGUCUCGAGGGCACACCUCCCUUGCAGAGUCCUUGAUGCAACUUGGUCAAGAAGAACCUCACCUUUGGCCACCUCUUGGUGCUUCCCCAUCCCCCAAGAGUGAUCCCAUACAGAUACCACGAAGCGGACGCAAUACCCUUCCUGCAUUCAUGGUGUCAUCACCAGCCACCAACACACCAAGUUCAUCCCUUUCCGAUGACUCUGCACCUAUCUUUGAAGCGCAGUCACCGUCUUCAGGCUGCCUGUCGAAUCUCUCGGUGAGUCCUGUCUCUCAGGGGCUGGUGACACCCAACACAGGAGUCUCUCCGCAGAUAUCACCCAGGCUGCAAGAUCUGCCAGGGACGUCGUCAGGGUCGCUUGGCAACAUGCUCAACGUCCAACCGGGAUUUCUUCGUAGGGACAGCGGGGUGAGCCUGAAGUCCACCAGUCCUCAUCACCACCACACACAAAGCCACGCCCACCAUCUGUCAUCCAGCCCUCAGCCUCCUGCAGGAGCAAGCCCCAUGCCUAUCCCGCCUCCCAUAUCCCAAGCGACCCUCAAGGCAUUCCUGAGUGGGAGCCAGAUCCUGGGUAACCUGGACCCUGCGGAGAUGAUGGGGCUCCCUCCAUUGGGAGACAAGGAGCACGCUGACCAGAAGGAGAUGUGGGAGAGCUUUGUCAAGGAGCUCCAAGUUGCGGCUCAGCAACAGGAGGAAGAUCAUGGAGAUCUAGAGGAUGUGGAGGAUGAACAACGCUGUGAUUCUCCCAUGCAGACGGAUGACUACAUGCCUCUUCUCCUACCAAGGGCUGCUGCUGGAAACAAGGAGCAAUAUCUGUCUCUGGCGGAGCACAUCCUGGAUGCUCUACCAGAGCGCAUCAAGCUGGAGGGCUCCAGGGGUAGUGUAGCAGGAUCCCAGGUGGAGACAGAAGGACCCCAUGUCCAGGUGGACCAGGAGUCCUUACAUGACUCUAUCAGCUCCAUCGCAAGUCCCUUCUCGAGCCCAGGAGGUGUGGAGGACACUCUUUAUAGAACGGGCAUUGACAGCUCACCUGCUAGUUCCUACAGUGGUGCAGAGUCGUCCUGCCGAACCUCCAGUAGUCCCAGUAAUAUCAGCUUUGAUGAGGACUUCCCACCGGCAGACUGGAGCGACUUCUUACAGGGAUCUGGCCAUGCGUUACAAUGGGCUUUCUCUAUACUCACGCUCUCUGAUGAAGAGCAGAGACAGUUGUACAAAGCUGCUAUUGUGAUCCAGAAUGCCUUUAGACAGUACAAGGGAAGGCAACAGCAGAAACAACAAGAAUUGGAAGCAGCGGUCAUUAUCCAGAGCUAUUACAGGAGAUAUAAAGAGUAUUUCCACUACAAGUCCAUGUCUGAGGCUGCCAGGGUGAUUCAAAACAAGUUCCGUUCGUUCCAGAGCUACCGACAGUUCCAACGGAGUCGCAGGGCGGCCAUCAUCAUCCAGAACAGCUACCGGACUUACCGCGCUCAAGAACAGUUCAGGAAGAGCAGGGAUGCCGCCAUUCUUAUCCAACAAAGGUUUAGGGACAAGCGGAAGGCUCGGAUGAAGCGAGAGCAGGAGGCCGCCCGGAAGAUACAAAGAUUUCUAAGGAGGUACCACAAUAGGGUGAUGAACCAAAAGAAGAGACAAGGUAACCGGAUGAAGCAAGUGACCACUUGACUGAGGCGAGGCAGACGGAGGUUCAAAUCUCU